Messenger RNA from Cynara cardunculus var. scolymus (artichoke), 824 nucleotides. RefSeq names its product 26.5 kDa heat shock protein, mitochondrial. The transcript has 2 exons. Gene Ontology annotation, biological process: response to heat. The record is from RefSeq and is a predicted model, not a curated record. The coding region runs from base 34 to 648 and encodes 204 amino acids. NCBI's taxonomy places the organism in Eukaryota, Viridiplantae, Streptophyta, Magnoliopsida, Asterales, Asteraceae.
UUCACCACCACCACCGCCGGCGCCACCACCAUAAUGGCCUUGUCUCGUUUCAACUUACACAACCUCACUCACACUCAAAGAUCACUGCUCAAAACACACACAUGGAGCUCUCAACUCCUCCACCACCGUUUCUCCUCCGCCACCACCCACCACCAUGAAAAACCAGACACCAAACAGGUUUCCAUCUCCGACGACGACUCUACCAACAAACCCAAACUGUUUUCUGCCCAUCGGAGAUCACUUUGGUCGAAAAACAAUCAUCGGAAUUCUCUCUCUGGAUUCGGAACUGCGAUGGCGACCAUGAACAGACUACUGAAUAACUUAUCGCCAUGGCAUCUGAUCAGAAGAUUGAAACAGAAAGAUGAAAGCUAUGACAUCAAAUAUCAAAUGCCAGGGUUGUCUAAAGAUGAUGUGAAGAUUUCAGUUGAAGAUGGGAUUUUGUUCAUCAGAGGAGAGCAUAAAGAUUCCGGUGAGGAUGAGAAUUGGUGGGGCGCCAGUUACAGUUACUAUAACACCAGCCUGAGGCUGCCGGAGGAUGCGAAAGUGGAGGAGAUCACGGCGGAGAUGAAAAAUGGGGUGUUGCAUCUUAUCAUACCAAAAGAUGAGACCAAGAAGAAAGACAUCAUCAAGGAGGUUCAAGUUGGCUAGUUUUUGUCUAUCUAUACAGAUAUAGAUACAUACAAUGUGUGUGUGUACGUAUAUGUAGAGUAAGGUUCAUAGAGAGAAAAGUAAUUAAAUAAGACAAUAUUUAAAUGGGUCGAAUCAUAUGUGAGUCAUCGGUUAUGUCUCCAGUACACCCUUCGCAAUCAUUUUAAAGUCACGUG